This is a messenger RNA of Periophthalmus magnuspinnatus, 1402 nucleotides long. It is a transcript of the gene spon2b, whose product is annotated as spondin 2b, extracellular matrix protein. Gene Ontology annotation, cellular component: extracellular matrix. The coding region runs from base 138 to 1148 and encodes 336 amino acids. The record is from RefSeq and is a predicted model, not a curated record. Gene Ontology annotation, biological process: cell adhesion. The transcript is spliced from 6 exons. Lineage: Eukaryota; Metazoa; Chordata; Actinopteri; Gobiiformes; Gobiidae.
ACUGUUGCACACAGCCACACGGAGCACUGCCCUCCCCCCUCGUCACCUGCUGCACCCUGCUUCUUCUGCUGCUACUUUUCAUAAUCAAGCUUCAAACAAGUCUUCUUCCUCUUCAUCACUCUUCAUCUAUCUCUAUUAUGGAUCCUAUUUACUCUGAGGCUGUUUAUCGCUUCAUCCUGAUGGUGGCAACGCUGGGCCAUGGAAUUCUCUCCAUGCCUGUCCCCACUGACAUACCCAUGUGCACAGCUUCAGAAACAGCCCAGUACAACCUCACCUUUACUGGGAAGUGGAGCCAAUCAGCUUUCCCCAAGCAAUAUCCCGUGUACCGCCCCCCUGCACAGUGGUCUAACCUGGUUGGGGUAACCCACAGCUCUGACUUCCACAUGUGGCAGCGUAAUGACUUUGCCAGUAACGGAGUGAGGGAGUUCAGUGAGAAGGGAGAGGCCUGGACGCUCAUGAAGGAAGUGGAAGAGGCGGGAGAACGCAUCCAAAGUGUUUAUGGCAUCCUCUCUGCUCCGGCUGUUGUGGGAGGAACCGGCCAGAUGAGCACUGAGUUUGAGGUGGUGGCCAGACACUCCUAUCUGUCCUUUCUUGUGCGCAUAGUUCCAAGUCCAGACUGGUUUGUGGGUGCAGACAGCAUAAACCUGUGUGACGGUGACCAGUGGAAGGACAAUGUGUCACUAGAGCUGUACCCCUAUGAUGCCGGGACUGACAGCGGCUUUACCUUCUCUUCCCCCAAUUUCGAAACCAUUCCACAGGAUAAAAUCACACAGAUUACAUCUUCUUUUCCAAGCCACCCCGCCAACUCAUUUUACUAUCCCCGACUGCGCCACCUGCCUCCUAUUGCCAAAAUCACAUUGACUAAGAUUAAGAAAAGCAAUCAUCAAUCACCAAUCAUCAAUCUGCCAAUGGAGCCCACUCAGUCCAACCAACUUCCAACUGGAAAUGAGAUCGAAGAGAAACUUAUAAAUACUCCUUUGGACUGUGAGGUGUCCGUGUGGUCUCCCUGGGGCUUGUGUAAAGGCAAGUGUGGAGACUCAGGUGUGCGACACCGCACUCGCUACAUCCUUAUGCAUCCAGCCAACAAUGGAGCAGCCUGCCCUCUGCUGGAAGAGGAGAGAAAGUGUUCCCCAGACAACUGUUUAUGACUAAGCCAGGAAAAGGGGGACAGUAAAGAGAGGAAAGUCAGGAGAAAAAAGAAGGACCGAAAGUCCAGGAGAGGGCGAAAAAGACAAAGACAAGGCAACAGUAAAAGGUCUGUUAGCUAUUUGAAUGUAGAAUAAACCUAACUCAAACAGUGACUACUGAUCCAGGGUCACAAGUCAUGCCUCAUAGAGACAUACACUGACUAAUGGAGAUGUGAUGCUAAAUUCUGAAAGGUGUAGUUUAGCAAAAAUGCUAU